Molecule: messenger RNA, 1332 nt
Organism: Geodia barretti
Lineage: Eukaryota; Metazoa; Porifera; Demospongiae; Tetractinellida; Geodiidae
Source: the annotation of a GenBank genome assembly
AUGUUCGAAAAUCUAACCGAUAAGUUGACAGGUAUAUUCAAUCGCCUGUCCAGCAAGGGUCGUUUGACCGAAAAGGAUAUUGACGAAGCCCUGGCGCAGGUGCGGCGUUCUUUGCUUGAGGCCGACGUCAACUUUCGGGUCGCCCGGGAUUUUGUAGCCAAGGUGAAAGAGCGUUCUCUAGGGGCGGAUGUACUCGAGAGCCUGAGCCCUGGGCAGCAGGUCGUCAAGAUAGUUCACGAAGAGCUUACGGAAAUCCUUAGCGGUGGCGACCACCGACUAACCCCUUCCAGCCAACUCCCUUCAGUAUUGAUGCUGGUUGGCCUCCAGGGUUCUGGAAAGACAACAACGGCUGCAAAACUGGCCUUGCAACUGCGGCGGCAAGGGCACAGCUCAAUUCUGAUCGCCGCUGACUUACGACGACCGGCGGCCAUUUCCCAACUCCAGACCCUGGGCCGACAAUUAGAGGUGCCCGUAUACUCUGAAGAACCCCAGUCCUCCACAGUGACCCAAGUGGUAAAGAAUGGUGUGGAACGGGCCCGGCAACAAGGUCUCACCUGGGCCAUAAUUGAUACCGGCGGCCGUCUUCACAUUGACGAUGAGUUGAUGCAGGAGUUGGAAGACGUCAAGGCGGUGGCCCAACCCCAUGAGACCCUGCUGGUCGUGGACGCCAUGACCGGUCAGGAUGCGGUAAACGCUGCGCAGGAGUUCAACGACCGCGUUGGGUUGACCGGCCUGGUCAUGACCAAGAUGGAUGGCGAUGCCAGGGGAGGCGCGGCCCUGUCGGUAACCAGGGUCACCGGUGUGCCCAUAAAAUUUAUGGGUGUUGGUGAAAGGUCUGAUGGCCUGGAAGCAUAUCACCCGGACCGGUUGGCCUCACGUAUUCUGGCGAUGGGCGAUGUCCUGACCCUGAUCGAGAAGGCCCAGGAGGCUGUCGACGAAAAGCAGGCCAAAGAGCUGGAGAGGAAAUUCCGUCAGGCCACAUUCGACCUGGAAGAUUUCCUCGAGCAGAUCCAGAGUGUCAAGAAAAUGGGGUCACUCAGCCAGAUCAUGGAAAUGAUCCCCGGCAUGAACAACAUGUCCAGGAAGAUGCCUGCCGACUUUGACGACAACCAAAUUAAGCGGGUCGAGGCUAUCAUUCGGUCCAUGACGGCGGAAGAAAGAAGACGCCCCGACAUUCUCAACGGAAGCCGACGCCGGCGCAUUGCCCGGGGCAGCGGUACUACCCCCCAGGACAUUAAUCGCUUGAUGAACCAGUUCAAGCAGACGCAGAAGUUGAUGCGCCAGUUUUCCCGAACCCGCAACCCUAAGAGCCUGAUGAGAAUGUUCCAAUAG